AUGACAGGAAAAAAUUCACAUAUUGGGAGUGAAGCUGCAGUACCUAGCUAUGUCGAGGCCAUAUACCUGGGUGGUGGUGUUAAUGUAGAACCUCAAGGAUGUUCUGUCGGAUUGGGCGAAGGACAAGAUUCAAGUGUAACCUUACACCAAAUCCCUUGUGGUAUUAUUGGUAAUCAUGGGGAUAGUUGUGGGAAGGGAUUAAUUGACAUUGUAGAACUCCAGUCAACCGUUAGAUCGGGUGUUGUUUCUUCAGAUACCUCAUCAUUUGUAACCCCAAGCCGCACUACAAAUUGUAGGAGCGUAGACGACAACUUUUUUGGAAUCUCUCCCCGUACUUCAAUCCAAUCAUGUAAUGUAACCCCUAAUAGUAGGAUUCAGAAUAGCAUGACUAAUUCAAAGGAAGGACUCCUUUGCACUCCUGAACACGCCGUACUCGGUGAUAGACCCAACGAGGUUGGAGGUACUUCCUAUAUUGUCACAAACGAAGAAGUAGUUCCCCCCCCCCCCCCCCCAACCGAAGGGCUUAUUUUUGGAAGUUGGGAGGAUGUUGAGGAGUAUUACAAGAGAUAUGCAAAACAACAGGGAUUUGGUGUGUGUAGGCCGCAAGCUACAUAUAAUAAAUUGAAGGAAAAGAGGGGUACGACAUGGAGGUGUGAGUGUUAUGGUGACCCUUACAUGAGACAGAAAAGGGAGGCAAAGAAAAGAGCAAAUAAUAUGGAAUUGGGUGGUAGCUCGGUACCCGAUCCACCAUGUAAGUUGAAUCGUAAAUCAAAGAAGUGUCAUUGUACCGCCAUGUUGUACGCUAGUGUUAACGGGGACAAUGAAUGGGAAGUUAGGAAGGUUGUGCUAGAACACUUGAACCACCAGCCUACACCAAGCAAGUGGAGGGGCGUGAAAGAAUAUCGAAUGGCUACUGCUAGUGACUACUUUAAGGAAGGAUUAAUAUCCAGGUACGAAUCUGGGGCACCGGUGUCACAAGUCAGGGCUAAUCUAGCUGAACGCUUUGGUGGGCUUGAAAAUGUUAUCCUUGCUGAAAAGGAUAUUGUACACAUAGUUCAAGAACGAAGGAGGCUGAAAAUGGAAGGUGGGGAUGCAAAUGCGAUGAUGAACUAUUUUGAAGGAAUGCAAAAGGGUAAUGAUAAAUUCUUCCAUGCCCACAGACUUGAUGUCGAAGGUGGUCUGAAGGACAUUAUGUGGGUUGAUGCUAGGAGCCGUGUGGCCUUUAACGAAUUUGGCGAGGUCGUUUGUUUUGAUGCCACUUACCUCACAAACAAUUAUGAGGUCCCCUUUUGCAAUUUUGUGGGGGUAAAUCAUCACGGGCAGUCACUUUUGCUUGGUUGUGCGUUGUUGUCCCACGAAGAUGUUGAUACUUUUAGUUGGUUGUUUAGGCAAUGGCGCAUAUGCAUGGGUGGUAGAUGUCCGGAUGCCAUUUUAACAGACCAAGCACCGGCUAUGAUACGACCUCUGAGGGAUGAGAUGCCGGAGGCUCGCCAUCGUUGGUGCCUAUGGCACAUAAUGAACAAAAUUCCUACCAAACUUGGUUUUCAUCCCAAGUAUAAGGAGUUGAAAAAGGUGAUAAAGCGAGUUGUUUACGAGAGUUUGUGUGUAGAGGAGUUUGAGAACAGGUGGUCUAGCAUGAAGGUUGAUUUUGAAGUUGCAAACCAUGCUUGCCAUGUUUGGCUCGACAGCUUGUACAAGGAUAGGGAAAUGUGGGUACCUGCGUUUAUGAAUAAUAUAUUCUGGGCUGGCAUGAAAACAACGCAGCGUGUCGAGUCGAUAAAUUCAUUCUUUGAUGGUUUUUUGGAGAGAAGCACAAAGUUGUAUGAGUUUCCUAAGAAAUAUUGUGAAGCUAUGAAUAAAAGAUGCAGUGAUGAGAAAGACGCGGAUGCUAAUAAUGCGAAAUAUAUUCGCAAGUUGAUAACUGGUUUUAACAUUGAGGCGGUAUUCCAGAAGCUUUACACAGACAACAAGUUUAGGGAAGUGCAAAUACAAUGUGAGAAGCUUUUAUAUUGUGUUGUGAAGGAGACCAAAGAAAUAUCAAAGACGAAGUUUGAAUAUGUGCUGGAGGAUAGGGUUUGGCUCAUUAAAAAAGGUAAGAGUGAAGAAAUAUUGACUAAUCAUCGGAGGUUCUAUUUGGUUAAAUUUUGUGCCGAGGCAAAGGAAGUCUCAUGUAUGUGUAAGAUGUUUGAAACGAGGGGUAUUCUAUGCAGGCAUUGUAUACGCAUACUGGAUCAAAACUUUGUAGUUGAUGUUCCUGAGAAAUACAUCCUUCGUAGAUGGAGAAAAGAUGUUUACAGGAAGCACAUGCAUGUGAUCGUUUCUUCCUAUGAUCCUACAAAGACAGAGGUGCUGAAAAGGUUUGAUAUGAUGAUGAACGUAUUUGAGCCUAUUUGUGAGGAAGCGACUUUCAACGAUGAGAUUCUCAAGUUUGUAGUCAAGGAAUUGCAAAGUCUUGAAAUAGGCGUGAGGGAAAGGGUAUGGGCAGCCAGAGAAAAACAACAGUUUAUUCCUUUAGAAUCCCGCGCUUUAGACGAGGCUUCCCAACAAAGUUGUACCACACAGGUGAAGAUUAAGAACCCUGUAAGCAGGAGCAAGAAGAAAAGGGACAGACCUUUGACCAUAAGACACAAGGCUGUGGGUGAGAAUAACAUAUGGACGCAAAAAUCAAAGGCAAAAAAUAAGGUCACGGAGGAGUCAUCGAAAUCGGAUGAUGAGGUCGUUGAAGGGGUGUCUACUUCUGCGACAGAAUGGGUUGGAAAGUUACAGGUGAUAAGUAAGCUGAAACAAAAAGCCACGGAAAUGCUUGGACUUUCACAAAAUACUCCGAGUAUAGGAGUUGUUCCCGAUGAUGAUAUAUUGUUAUUCCGAAAUAGCCUUGGGUGGGAAGACCAAGCUAACAACCUUGUCAUUCCCUUUUCCAUUAAAUUAUUGAUUAUUAAUAUUUUGUAUUUUUUAUAA
This is a messenger RNA of Spinacia oleracea (spinach), 2958 nucleotides long. RefSeq names its product protein FAR1-RELATED SEQUENCE 8-like. The coding region runs from base 1 to 2958 and encodes 985 amino acids. The record is from RefSeq and is a predicted model, not a curated record. The transcript is spliced from 5 exons. Gene Ontology annotation, molecular function: zinc ion binding. NCBI's taxonomy places the organism in Eukaryota, Viridiplantae, Streptophyta, Magnoliopsida, Caryophyllales, Amaranthaceae.